UUAUUAUAUCCUCAAGAAAUCGAUAGAUGUUUUCUCUUAAUUAACGCAAGGAAGACUAAUGAAGAUUAAGGAAAGAUUACACUACGCAAUUAAGAAAUGAUAUGUAACAGAAUUGCCAAUGAAAAUUAUUUUGGUUGUACAAAAAUUUACAGUGGAAAGAGUUGAUGCAAUAUUCCAGGAAUAUUAAAUAAACAGUCUUGUGUUUCUAAUAAGAAGUUACCAUGGAUAAGGAGGAUUUGGAAGACUUUAGAGAAGCUAUUGUGAAGAUGUCAGACGACGACGAAACAAAAAUAGAUACUGAGGAGAAUCGAGAAAAACUGCUCGAAGAGUAUCAACAAGAAGCAUCACAGCUUGAACAAGAGAAUAAUACAUUAAGAAUGAAAAAUACUAUUCUUUUGAAUUCGGUAGACCACGAAGAACAAGAAGAAGAUAAGACUGACUACUUAGCUCCAGCAGAGAGUUCGGGAUUUAAUAUGAAAAGCAAAGUCGACGCAUCUGAGCCAGAAGAUAUCGUAAAUAGUCACGACAAAGACGACUUGUCGUCUAUUUUUUCUGAGGAUGAAGAGGAUCUGAGGUCUCUUAUCGAGGGAAACGAUACCAUCAAGAAUGCUCUCAAAAAUCUUAGGAAAGAAAGAGACUUUUGGAUAACAGAUACUGCAAGUGAGACAUCUGAUGAUGGAGAUACAUCGGUGAGUGCUCGAAGUCUGCGCGACUCCUCUAUAGACAAAAUACAAAUAAGUAAGCUCUUGGCUGAUAAGGAGUUUCUUGAAUUAAAGCUCAGCCAAGUUACACAAGAAAAAGACGAAACUCAGACAAAGUUAAGAUACUUGGAGAAAGAUAUCGUACCUGGAGCUAAGAGGUACAGAGAAUCGCCAGAGAACAAAAGUACAAGCCCCUUGCAGACUGCGCUUUCCGGCAGCAACAUGCGAGCUUCAAUAGAAGAUCUCCAAAACACAAGAAAAAACCCCAGAGAGCAUUCAAAGCCACAUGCCCAUCGACACAAACACAAAAUGCACUCUUUGAAAUCGAGAAUGAGUGAUGAUGAACUUUUAACCUUUUUGAAAUCAAGAAGUAUUUCACCACAGUUGGUGAAAGGUUACGAAAAUGACAUUGCUUUGCUAGCAGAGGAGAAUGAAAAACUGGGCGAGAUUAUCGACCACUUGCAUAUUACUCCUGACAAUGACCAGACUCCCAGGCUCGAUCCCAUGGAAGCGUUUAUGGAUGCUUUUGAAAACCGUGUGCCCAAGGAGGAGUACCUUCGUUUGGAGAACGAGAAGACAAAAUUGGAGCAUGCUUUACGGGAAAAGGAAAGGCAGAUUAAAGAGAGAGACCGAAUCAUCGAAGAAAGCAAGUUUGAUUACGAAGACGAGCUGAAGCUUCUAAAAGAGACUUUGAAACGAAUGGAAGAAAAGAUGAGAGAAAAAGCACGAGAGGUAAAUGAAUAUGAAAUCCAGAUCAUUGAAUUAAAAAGCUCCUUUCAAGACCAACUUGCAAACCUCGAAAACGAGCUCUCGAUGGAGAACGAGCAAAAGAUGAGGCUGGAUGAGAUCAACUUGGACCUUGCUAACAUCAACAAAAAGUUCCAAAAGGAAAUAGAAGACCUCAGGAACAACAUUGCAAAACUUCAAGCUAGAGAAAAAGAAAUACAAAAAAGGUACAGCAACGAUUUACGAAUGUUAGAGGAGAAGUUCCUAAAUGAAAGCCGUGAAAAAUCUCAUCUCAGUGGAAAUCUCGAGGGAUUAAUGUCUGAUUUGAUGGUUUUGAAAAACAAACUUUUGGAAGAAAGUGACAAAACGGGAAAAAUGAGAGAAGGGUUCGAGAAAGAGCGUUCAGCUUUAGGUGGAGCACCUCUUCCUAGUAGUCGCAAGCAUGGUAAGUUGGCAAUUGGAAUUAGCUUGAAACAUCACUUGACGCCAGAAAGCGAUAGUCAAACUGCUAUGAAUGCCGAAGCUCUUCCUCUUUCCACUAUUAAUCAUAUGGAACCAAAUGGUCCAAGUUUGCAAAAACAGGAAGCGUGCGAAUUUCCGCAAGAUGUUAGCAAGUAUGAAGUCAUCAUAGAGGAACAAAAGGAGAAGAUACAAGCUUUAGAGAAAAUUGUCGAAGAUCUUAAGAGUAGUGAGCAGGAAAAGCAGUUUCCUGAUGAAGGUAAAGCUAAAGAAGUUCAGAAUGCGGACAUUGGCAGCAACAAUAACAACAACAAAGGCUCACAGCCAGUAUCAGCCUUGAAACACGAAAUUGACCAGCUUGAAGAUGAAAAUUUAUAUCUCAAACAAAAAUUAGAGGAUUUYGGAAAAGAGAGAGCGAGAAGAAGAGAAUUGGAGGAGAAAAACGAAGAGUUGCAGGAAGAAAUAAGCCAAAUGGCUAGAAAACGAAAUGAUCUGCAACGAAAACAAGAAAUAAUGAAUAAUGAAAUUGAAGGAAUGAACGAAAAAGUGGAGGAAUUGGAAAAGAGUAAUGCUCGAUUAACUAAAGAAGCAGACCGUUUGACAAAUCGGAUCAAGGAAAUGGAGGAAAGCUUUAAUGAAGAAAAGGCUUCUUUAACAUCAACAUUUGAAAAGCAGAAAGAAAUGUCAGAGAAGGAGCUUAACCAAGCCCUCGAGAAAGAGCGAGAAAGGUAUAAAGAAAUGGAAGACGAGGUUGAGAAAAUGAGAGAAGAAGUAUCGUCUCUGUUGGCUCAAAUUAAAGACAUGGAAAACAAACAUGAUAAAGAACUGGAGAAAAGUAAUGCCGAGGUUGAAAAAGAGAGAGAGAAAGUCUGCCAACUGGAAGGCGAAGUGAAGAAAAAUGAAGAUGCUGUAAGAAAAUUGACAGAAGAAUGGGAUAAAAUGCUAAAGAACACGGCCCAAAAGUAUGAGGAAGAAUUGAGACAAUCAGAAGAAGAGAUUAAAAGACUCAUGAAAAAUCAAAGACCAGAAGUGGCCACUAAAACUCCAGGUCAAGAUCAAAGCUUCAAUAACAACCUUGAAGACUUUCAUAAACCUACCGAUAUAGCUGUAGACAAUGCUUAUAUUACUAGUUCAAUGCCUGACAAUCUUCCGUCGGUUCAUAGACAAUCAGAAAAUCUGGUGAGGGAAAAACCAUUUGUACAAGAUGACAUUCCAUUACCUGGGGAACAAGCUAGCUACGUAGAAAGUAAAGUGCCUCUCAAUGAAGUAUUUCCAGAAGAUAAAAGAGAGCCACGAAAAGAUAAACCUGUUUCUGUAGUUAGCAAAGUUAUAACUGAGAAUAGGCCUGAUCAUCAGAGAUUCCAACCUGCUAAUGGAAUCGAAUUCGAAUACACGUCCACGAUGCCGAAUUUGCAGAUACAGGUAGAACUUGAAGACAAGCCAGAAGUCGGUAAUAGAGGUAGCCACAAUCAAAUCAGAAACGACAACGAUGGGAUGAUUAAGAAGCUCGAGGAAGAAAAGACUGAGCUACGAAAUGCCCUGAAUCAAAACCUAAAUGAAAUUCAAAACUUAUCAGGAAAAAUAAGCCAACUUGAGCAGCAGCUGCUAAUUAAAAACCAGGAACUUGCAUCACUUGCAGAAAAAGAUAGGAAUGCAAAUAAUAUUUUAAAGAGCAAGUUGGAAGAGAAUUCAAAGUAUUACCAAGGAAUGCUAGAAAAUCUGAAAGAAAAACUUCAGAAUGAAAGGAAAGAACUGGAGGAAAGGUUGAGCAAGGAAAGUGAAGAAAUGCAGCGAACGAUGAAAGAGGAGUUCCAGAGGAAUUUAUCUUCAAAAAGUUCGGUUUUGGAGAACAAGAUACACGAUCUUGUAGCUGAAAAGGUGCGUGGUUACAAAGACCAAAUACAAAAACUGGAGCUGUCGGUGCAGAACGAAAAAGAUAAACUUACCGAGUUUCAAAAGAACAAAGAUGAGACUACGAAGAGACUUGAAAGAGAAAAGAAAUUGUUAAGAGUCACUAUUGACGCGUUGACUAAAGAGCUCAACAAAGCAAAACAAGAUAAGAAAGACGUUAAGAAAGAAUACAAGAAAGCAAAAGCAGGGAUGCAAAAAGCGUCAGAAGAAGAAAGAAAGGUAUUCAAUGAGACUCUCGAGAAGGCGAAAGAGGUUCAAAACCUGAAAAUCGAGGAAGAGCUAAGAGCCAAGUAUAGAAUAGACGUAGAAAAGUACGAACAAAAGCUUGAGGCGAUGAAUGAUGAGAUACAAGAGUAUGAUAGUAAAAUGGAAGAAAUGACUGUCAAGUUUAAAGAAGAAAAAUACAAGCUUGAACAUGACUUGCAAGAUGCAAAUUUAGAAUUGGAGAAUGUCAAAGCGAACCAGAAAGAAUUCCAGAGCUCGUUGGAGGAAGAAUAUCGCCGAAAACUUCGUAAAGAAAAAGAAAACAUCGAGAGUACAUUGGAGAGUCUACGGCAGGAGAUUACAAGACUACGAGAACAUAGAAUGCAGUUAGAAUCUCAGCUUCAGCAACAUGCACAGUACAAAACCGAUAAGGAUCUUGGGUAUAAUAAGGCCCAUGCUCAAAGUGCCGAGGCUAUGCUCAACAACAAGGAGAUCUUUAACCGUAUUGAAAAUGAGUAUCAGAACCAACUCCAGAAAGAAAAGGAAUAUUACGAAACCAAGAUAAAGAAAUUGGAGAAGGAUUAUGAGGGCUUGAAUGAAGAGAUGUCUAACCUAAAGACAAAGUACCGCCAAGAAAGAGUAUUAUUGAAGACGGAAUUUGAGAGAGAAAGGCGAGAGAUGGAAGAAAGAUUUGAAGAAGAGAAAAGAGAUCUUCAGGGAUCGAUGCAAAUGAGAAUGCAAGGCUUGAGAGACCCAAGGAUGAGCCAACAUCUUGAUCGUGGUGGUAACAUGUUCCUAAGGAAUAGAAGACUUCAGUCAGAAGUUGAUGUUCUGCAAGAGAAGAUAUCACGACUCGAAGGCCUGUCACCAAGGCUGAUUGACAUGGCUCAACAUUCUCCCAUAUAUUGUGGUUCAAAUAACGUGACAUCUGUACGCUCCUCAUCACACAGUUACCAGUCACAACUGGGUGUUCACAGUUCUACAAUGGGACGUUCCUCAAAUUUGUAUCAGAACGACAGAGCGAACGAACAAAUGAUGCAAUCCUCUAAUAGAGGUGAUCUACAUACACAGUACUCCGGGAUGUACGUUAAUAAUCAACAAGAAACCCUUCAAGAAAGGCCAAACAGUAUUCAACAGCCAGUUUCAAAUUCCUCCAUGAUGCACAGUGAUGUGCCUGUUGUAAGUGAGAGUCAACAAGCCAGCAUGGUUAGCCCUGAGAGUAACCAUGCUGGAGGACAGGCUGAUGUGCAGUCUAGUCCUACUGACCUGGAACUGUCCAGUUUUGCUGACACUCCAAACGCACAACAGUAUGGCAUGACUAGCAAUGAAGGAAUGGUAGAAACGUUACAUGAUUCUGAUGACAGUGGCCUGCCACUUUCUCUUAAUCAUUAUGGUAUUCUCGCCAAGAUGACCGAAUCAAAGGAUAGACAAGAAUACAUCCUCGAAAGUUCUGAUGAAGAUACGGAUCAGACUGUCCACCAAGAUGGGGCUGCAGAGGAAAGUUACCGACGAGAGAUCGAAGAUAUUGUAAAGGGUUUUAUAUUAGAGAAAGAUCUAAUGUCUCAAGGUCAUGAAGAAGAGGUGAUCCGAAUGAAAGAAAGCUUCCAAAGGGAGAAAGUUGAUUUAUUGAGACAUUUGGAAGAAGAAAGAGAAGCUCUUAGGCAAAACUCGAGAAUGACUUCGGUAACAAGUAAUGAGGCAGGAUAUGCUUCGGGAUCACAUGCCGAGUCUGAAGCUUUCAAUUUCUACUCAGGUGAAUUAGCAAGCCCAAAAAGACAAGCAGCCAGUCUCAGCUCCGCGGCCGGUGAUGUUGAUAAUAAUUUAAUUAAAGAAAUAGCAGAGGUAUAUCUUAGAAUGAAUGAUGGAAUAAUAACUAGUAGAAUCAGACCUGACUUGGACAUCGAGGACAAGUUUGAGCGAGAGAGAGAAAUAUUAGAAAGGAAAUUUGUAGCUGAGAAGAGAGAAAUGAAGCGCAAAUUAGAAGAUGAUUUUAAUCAUAAGUUGGAGCAAGAGAAGAAUAGGUACGAAGGACAAAUUCAGGAAUUAAAGACAGCGAUAACGGAUUUGCAAUGGCAGAAAAGAGAGCUUGAAAGUCGAAACAGAAACGAGAAGGAAAAGAACGAAAUCACCUUUGAAAGAGAAAGAAAUGAACUGGAAAAACGACAAUUGCAAGCAAUUCAUGAGGUGAAAAGAAAGCUGGAGGAGAAGUAUUCGACAGAUAUUUCCAGGCAAAAAGAUAAAUACGAAGAAAAUAUAACAGAGCUCCAAGAUGAUAUACACAAAUUGACAACCCAAUUGAGAGAAUUAAACGAAAACCUAAGGCAGGAAAAAGAGAUAAUUGUUGGCAAAUUUGAAAGGGAAAUUAAAGAAAUGGAGAAAACCUUUUCAGAUCAGAGAAACACUUUAAAGAUAAGCCUUGAAUCGGAGUUUGCACUAAAGUUGGAGAACGAAACAUCACUUUUGAAAAGUGUAAACAAAAAACUCCAAGAUGAUUUUGAAUAUUUGGAGCGAGAGAAAAAGGAGGCAGAGAGAAAACAGAAAGAAGAAAGAAGGAAACUCGAGGAGCAUUACGAGAUGGAGAUUUCUGAAAUGGAAAAGAGGCACGCAGAAGAAAAACGAAAUGUGAAGUUGAAGAUUGAGGAACGUUAUCAACAAAUCAUGACUAAUGAGCAAACGUCUGUAGAAGUGACUAUUAAUGAGCUUCGUGAAGAAGUGAUGCUACUGAGACAGGAGAAUUCUCAGAUAGAUUCUGCUUUCAGUGAAAGAAACGAAGAACUCCGUCUGCAACUGAAUAUGGAAAGAGAAGAAUACAAAAAGAAAUUGGAAAACGAGAAAGAAGAUCUGAUGGCUCGCUUGGAGAACGAAUUCCAUCAAAAGAUGUUAAACGAGAAUACCGGUCACUUCGAGUUGGUUCAACAACUGGAUCGGGAUCUUGGAAUAAUGAGGGCAAGAUACGCUGAACUAGAAGGAAAUCUGAUGACAAUCCGCCAAGAGAGAGACAUACUUGCGAGAGAAAGAGAAGAAAUGCAACGAAAAUUCAUGACGAUAGAAUUUGAGCUGGAAAAAAGGGCAAAUUCUACGCGACCAGAAUUCCAAAACGAUGAAGGGGGUGAUCUUGAGAAGCUUAAAGAUGUAAUCCGAAAGAAAGACCAAGAGAUUUCGUCUGCAAAUUUGCAAAGAGAACAGACUGAAAUUGCUAUAUCAGCUUUGAGGAGAGAGAAAAUGGAUUUGGAAGACGAAAUAGCAAAUUUAAAAAGAAAAGCAUCUUCUACUGUGAUCAAAGAAGAGCCAAAGCCUGAAAGACCAAGCGUCGAUAACAGUGCGUUGGUAUCUCUACAAGAAAAUGUUAGGCGCAAAGAUGAAGAAAUGCAGCAUUUGAAACGAGAAAAGUUUGAUCUCGAUUCCCGAUUAACUUCACUUCAGAGAAAGAACGAAGAAAUGGAAGAUGAAUUGUCAGCCUUAAGGCGAAAGAAACUUGAAGUUGAAGACGAGAUUUCCUCGAUCAAGAGAGACAAAUCAGACUCCGAUAAUCAGAUUAGUGUACUAAGAAGAGAAAAAAUGGAUCUCGAAGAGCAGAUAGGCGCACUUAAAAAGAAACAAGCAGAAUUGGAAGACAAUCUGUCAGCGUUUGCGAGAGAAAAGAUGAACAUGGAGCAUGAAAUUACACUACUUAAGCGAACCAUUGACAACUUGGAGGAAGAGGUGAGGAUACUGAAACAGAAGCUGACAAAUAAUGAACAGCCAAGUGGGGUCCAUCCAGCACGAGGAAAUAGAACACAAAGAAUUGGUAUGAAUCCAGAUUUGAAAAGAAAAUAUGGUGACAAUUUCUAUGACARCGAAGGUGAAAUAACACGACAGAAUGCAGAGACAGUCUGCGAUAAAUUAGACCAAGAACUUGACGUUUUCAAUACCUCAACACGAAGUAUAGAGAACGACUUUGAUGAGCUUGUGCGACAAAAUCGGGAGCUCGAAGCAACAGUACAACGUCUUGAAGAAAACAAAGCUGAUCUGGAAAGAGACAUUGCCAAGUUAAAGCACCAAAACGACUCGGCAACAGUCACAGCUAACCAGAAGGAAAACAUGGACAGUAAGAUUGCAAGUCUUAAAGAAGAUUAUCUUGACUUAGAAAACCGCAUCUUGAAACUCCGUCGAGAAGAGAGCGGUCUGGAGGGGCACAUCGAAGAUCUUAAAAACAAUGAACAAGAUUUGAAGAAGGACAUAAAUGAUUUGAACAUUGAAGAAAAAAGGCUGCGCAAAGAUAUCGAAAGAUUUCAGGAUGAAAAAGAAAGAUUAAAAAACACUAUCAAAGAUAUACAACAGCAAGGACAAGGAAGUGGUCAACAAGAGAACGGAAGACGAAUAACAGGAAUCUCACAAGUCAGUAUUGAAAGAGUACGAAAACAUGAAAGCAAGGACCACGAGCUGGCAGAGCUUCGAAAGGAGAGAGAUAGUUUGAAAAAAGAAAUAGAAGUGCUUAAAAAGAACCUUGGGAGUAAUAACUUCAAUCAAAACCAGAAAUCCAAGAAAAAUGAUAACUCCAAUAACAUGGUGAGCUACUCCAAGGAAAUGAAUGAAAUUGAGAGAAACGAAGUCGUUACGUUGAAGAAAGAAAGACUGCAACUCGAGAAAUCCGUAGCUGCUUUGCAUAGGCAAAAAACCGAAAUAGAUACAGAAAUUACGGUCAAACUGGAAACAAAGAAAAGAGAAGAAAACGACUUAAGCUCCCUUCGACGAGAGAAGAUGGAGCUUGACAUAUUAGUUACGACAUUAUCGAGCAAGAAGACAAGACUGGAGGCAGAGCUUUCUGUAACGAAGGACGAGAAGAAAAAAGAUGAUGCCACGAUUGAUAACCUUCGUAGAGAAAAACACGAGAUUGAGAGACAGUACUACGAUUUGCAAAGCAAGAAAAUGAAAAUGGAAAAUGAUUUUUCUGCGACGGAGCAAGCGUGGAAGAACAAGGAUAACUCAUUAUCAGAUUGGCAUCGUUCUGAUAUCCUGAAAAUUGAAAAUGACCUCAAGGAUUUGAAACAGCAGCGUACGGAAAUAGAGUUGGAAAUAAAGAGAUUGCAGUCAGUAAAAAACAAAGAGGAACAUGAAUUGAAUGUAUUGAGAAAACAAAUGAAGGAUUUACAGUCCCAAAUUUCUGAAUCAGUGAGGGUAGCAGAACAAGUCAAUAGUCUAUCAACAACUAUAGUAAACAGAGAUAUUGAUGACCAAGCAUGGACGCAGACAGAUGGUGCAAAUCAAGAGUCCCCUAGAAAAGAUCCAAACCAAUUCAAGCAUCCUACAAGGCCCAGAAUACGAACAAGUAUUGAGAUACCUUAUCUAGGAACCCGAUCUAGAAGUCCAGAUGGCAGAGCGAGGAGCUUUGAUACAAGUGGGAGUUUUCUAAUCCCACCAACUCAAACCGAUACACAAGAUUCAAAAAGAGAUCACAAUUCUGGGAGACCAUCUGAGGAAAGGGUUGAUGGAGAAAGAGGCUACACACGAGGCUACUUCGUAAAGUUUUCUGCUGAUGGUAACGUAACAACGUUUACCGGUCCAAAUGGUCCCUCUUUUGACAACAGCAAUCCUCAAACAAAUGGAUACGUCUUAGAUGAAAGAAAUAGUAGAACCGUACAUGAUAAUACACAUCGAUAUCCAGGAUCAAAUUUCCGAAGAAAUGAAGGUCCAGCUGACUCAUUUAACAACUACGGCAGACAAGAAGGCUUUCCUCAACAAAUGGAAGACAUCAGUGGAAGUCGACGCGAACAGCCAAAUCAAAAUGGCUGCUACUAUUGUUCAUCUUCGUCUACUGGGAAUGGAAAAUUUAAAGAAAAUAAUGAUACCACGUACUUGCGUAGGGAGAGACGUGAACUUGAGAUUCAGAUAAUCGAGAUGAGAGAAGAACUGAAGAAACUACAAGCUAACGUGACCGAACUUGAAAAUGUUAAAAUCGUGAGAGAAACAUUUAAUGGCCAAAGUGAGGUAGCUGAUAGACAACACGAAGAGGAGUUCAAGAAAGAAAUAGUUCGUGAAAAGUAUGAGGAAAGGAAUGAUAACCUUAGACAAGAAUACGAGAAACAAAUUGAAGAACUAACGGUACAGAAUACGGAACUGAAACAAAAGGUUGGGUUACUUGAAUGGCAGGUUGAGAACACCAAGCAGAAAAUGGAAAUUCAAGAAAUGAGUUUUAGAAGAGAAUUGAGCGAAAUAAAAGAAAAGUAUUCAUUGUCUUCGGGAGAUUCAAUUACUUCUAACGUUGAAGUACAGUCAGACAACAGCAAGCUGAAGGAGUUCUACCAACAUCUGAGCUAUGUUUUAGAUAGAAAUAUCAGCAGUGAAGAGAUGCUCAGGGAAAUACGGACGGCAACAAGGGAGCUGCAGCAUCACAAGGCUGUCAAUGCUGGUCAUGAUAAUUCCAAUGCAAAUGUCAGCUGUAACCAAACUUCGUACACUUACAAAGAGAAAAUGAAUACAACAAAUACUGGAGUAGAUAAAGAUGAAGCCAAGUCAGCCAGGGAGUAUGCAAAUCAACUCAGAAUACAGUUGGAAAUCGCAGACACCCAGCUUAAAACGUGCGAGAAAAUAAUUCACCGUCUGUACGCAGAAAACAGUGAUCUAAACAAGCUUGUUCUCAAGCUCGAAGGGAAACUAAAAUCAGUUUCAAGGUCCACUGAAAAGCUGCAAAGAAAACGUGCUUUGUUACAGAAGCUUGUAGAGAAGUUAAGCGGCCAUGUUGGCAAGGAACAGCUUCGUCAAGCUUACUUAGUAUUAGAACUUGAUCGAGAUGUUGCCAUCUAGAUCAAAACUAGAUUAAUAUAUACAAAAUUUGUAUAAAAGGUGAACAAUAUACAAUGAGCAUGCAAGUGACUUGUUGAAACUGAUUUAUCUGAUUUUUUAUUUUCCGAGAGAAAAAAUAAUAAUUGACAAUUAAAAUUUGACAAAAUAAAUCAGUGAUUCAAAUAAACAAAAUUGACUGUAUAAAGUGAUACUAUGAAAAAAGCUUUUAAAAUGUAAAAAUUUGAACCAUUCACUUCAGAAACCGCAGUUCUGGCAUGCAGAUUUUUGAUGCGUGCCUUUCACAUGUACUAUUUUCCCGCCAUUUUUCAAACAUGUCGUCCUUGUACUUUAUUAACAGCUCUCCUAAGCAGCUUUUUAACUCGAUCUAUUAUGCGAAUUCUAUUAUAUAGCUAUUCUUUUUUCAAAGCAUUUCCAUGUAAAUUUAUUUGUUUUAUUAUAUUAUAUAUACCAAAGUAGUUAGCAUCUGACUCAGUUGAUAUAGGGUAGUUGGAAAGGAAUUUUACCUUUCAAGCAUAUUAAACUCGAGGAUUAUUAUUGAUAGGUAUCAAUUCUAAAUAUUAAUUGUAAUAGCAAAUUUAAUCUAUUUAUAUAUCUCAAGAGAUUGUACAGUUUGUAGCAAAUUGAAUUUUAAAUUCACCCUUUUAUGAGAUUUUGUAACAAAAUUAACAUUGUAUUCAUUUUAAGAUACUGAAAAUGUUUAUAAUACAGUGGCAGAUCCAGGAUUUUGUUCAGGGAGGGGUGCUGUGCACAAUGUUAACCCAGGAAGGGGUGCACCCCUUAGAAUGAAAGGCAAAAUUCAAAAUUGGUUAUCUUUGAAGUAGAGYGCAAAGUGUAACCAGGGAGGGGUGCGCACCCCUGCACCCCUCCCCUGGAUCCGCCCCUCUAAUAGGAUAACUUCUCAUUGUAUGAUAUUAAACUUAACAAAAUUUGUGUGUA
Molecule: messenger RNA, 11720 nt
Organism: Actinia tenebrosa (Australian red waratah sea anemone)
Lineage: Eukaryota; Metazoa; Cnidaria; Anthozoa; Actiniaria; Actiniidae
Source: RefSeq, a predicted model, not a curated record